GGAGGAGGACGAAGAAGAAGAGGUCAAGGACUCCACGUGCCGAAGGAGGCUGCCCCGGGAAGAGCCGACAGUUUAUCACAUGGAUGUUCUAGACUACCAUUUCUUCACAUCGGAAUCCUUGUAAGGUGUGCUGUGGAGUAAAACAAAACAUGGCCAAGGUGAUCAAAAUGUUUCAAACCCUUAGAAACAAUUGGAAGAAGACUACUGUUGGGAUCGGCCUGCUCACCUGGGGAGGAAACUGGCUGUAUGGAAAGCACUGCGAUAACCUGCUAAGGAGAGCUGCGUGCCAAGAAGCCCAGGUAUUUGGUGAUGAGAUUAUUCUUCCGCAUGAGCAGAUAAAGAAAGCAACGGUAUUUCUCAACCCUGCAGCUUGUAAAGGCAAAGCCAGAAGCCUUUUUGAAAAGAAUGCAGCCCCGAUUCUACACUUGUCUGGGCUGGAUGUGACUGUUGUAAAGACAGAUUAUGAAGGACAAGCGAAGAAGCUGUUGGAGCUGAUGGAAAACACAGACAUUAUCAUUAUUGCAGGAGGAGAUGGGACCGUGCAGGAGGUAAUAACUGGACUUCUCCGAAGGGCAGAUGAGGCAGCUUUCAGUAAGAUCCCUAUAGGAUUCAUUCCCCUUGGGAAAAGCAGCACCUUGAGUCACACACUUUAUCCGGAGAGUGUAAGCCAAGUCCAACACAUCAUUGAUGCCACGCUGUCCAUUUUGAAAGGAGAAACUAUCCCAGUUGAUGUAUUACAGAUAAAGGGAGACAAAGACCAGCCUGUGUUUGCCGUAACGGGGUUGCGAUGGGGCGCUUACAGAGAUGCAGGGGCGAAAGUCAGCAAGUACUGGUACCUUGGGCCUCUGAAAACUAAAGCAGCCCACUUUUUCAAUACAUUAAAGGGCUGGCCUCAGAAGCAUCCAGCCUCCCUCGCCUAUUUGGGCCCAACUCCAAGGCCUCCAGAAGAGCCAGAACAGAAGACUGGGAGACCCCCUUUAUAUAUCAGGCUUUACAAGAGGCUCGCACAAUACUGGGCACCGACCGUAAAAGAAAUCCCCAAGGAGGUGACCCCUGAGGCCUGGGAAGACACACAGCUGUCUGCGAUUGAAUUCUCCAUCACCACUCAGAACAGAUGCCUUGACCUGAAACGCACUGAAGACUUCAUGAAUAUUUGCAUUGAGCCAGAUACAAUCAGUAAGGGAGAAUACAUAAAAAGAGGAAGCCAAAAGAUGCUGGACCCUCACUUAUGUCCGGAAGGAAGCCAGUGUCUUCAGGCCAGCAGGUGUAUCUUACAGCUUCCAGAGGAUACAGGAGGCUCCUUGGCUAUAGACAAUGAGGAGUAUGAAGCCAUGCCCGUGGAAGUCAGGCUGUUACCCAGGAAACUCCGGUUCUUCUGUGACUCCAGGAAAAAAGAGCAAAUGCUUCAAGGUGCAUCGUAGCCAGAGCAGAAGUCACUUGUUAUUGCAAGUGAUUUUUUUCUUAAGCUGAAAGUACUCAAAACAAUGCUAAAGCAGCAGCUGAAAAGUUUAUAUGCUCUUUCUGAAACAGUGAAAGCGGUUGAAGUCUGGUUGUGUGUAACCAGCUGUCAGGCUCCUAGGUUGUCUUAAAAAUGGCUGAAGAUAAAGGGAUCAGAGAUGACUGCGGCAGAAUACAAGGCAGAUGCAUGAACAUUUUCUGAAACCUGACUGUCCAGUACUGUGUAAGUGAAGAAUGUUUUUCCAAUGAAAGUGCUAUUUGGACUUGUUUGGUGUUCCAUAGUGCGUUUCCUUUGUUUGGAUACUUGACAUCCAUACACCCUUCUGAAAUCUGCACACGUUCCUAGGGUUAUGCUGCAGUGAUGCAUAUUUCUGUCUAGACAAAGUGAAAUUCAAAGCCCUGUUAUACUGAUAGACAGGUUGUCUGCCUCUAGCAUGUUCUCGCCUUCUAUGUCUGGCUCUGCAGGCAGAGGUCUCUUGUAACCCUGCCAUCCAAGGUGGUUUUAAUGAAAGUUGAAACAAAGUUAGGACUUUGCCCACACACAAAGGCUGUAUACUACCUGUGACGUCCUCCUUAUUAGGGAGGACUAGUUUCCCUUUAAAAGUUUUCUUUAUUUCGCUUUACUGAGUAGAAUCUGC
This is a messenger RNA of Gekko japonicus, 2096 nucleotides long. It is a transcript of the gene AGK, whose product is annotated as acylglycerol kinase. The record is from RefSeq and is a predicted model, not a curated record. Gene Ontology annotation, molecular function: acylglycerol kinase activity; ATP-dependent diacylglycerol kinase activity; ceramide kinase activity. Bases 150 to 1421 code for a protein of 423 amino acids. The transcript is spliced from 16 exons. Gene Ontology annotation, cellular component: TIM22 mitochondrial import inner membrane insertion complex; mitochondrion. Gene Ontology annotation, biological process: protein insertion into mitochondrial inner membrane; ceramide biosynthetic process. NCBI's taxonomy places the organism in Eukaryota, Metazoa, Chordata, Lepidosauria, Squamata, Gekkonidae.